GAUGGGUCGUGAAGGCUGACGUGAUCAGUUCUGAAUCCACAUUUUCAGAGCGAUUUACUACAUCUCAAUGUUCUCAAUGCCCAGAUGUCACUUUUGUAUGUAAAUUGAAUUUCUUAAAAUUAUAUAUGCAUUCCAGAGAUAUGGCGAUAUCCAUUUCGCAAUUGGUGCAGACAACUCUUCUCGCCACAGCCAUCGUAACAGUUUAUGCAGGCAACAAAGACGGGGAUGUCAAGUUCCUUCAGUAUAACGACCGUCCAUCUGACACUCCCUUUGAAGGUGUAGUGCAAGUGUACAGGGAGCUCGAGGGUAACUGGGGCGGUAUAUGCUCUAACGGUGCCAGCAUAACGGACGCCACGGUGAUCUGCAGGGGACUGGGGUACAAGCUGGCUACGAGGGUCACGAAUGCCGCCAAAGAUUUCCCCGAUCAUGAGAACAAAGAAGUGACUCUAUCUGAAGUUUCCUGUUCUGGAUCUGAGACGCACUUGGGUCACUGUAGUUUGACUUGGAACAACGGGGAGGCAUCUUGUUCCGACAACGACGUCCUUGCUGUUGCUUGCAGCCCCAUUACUGAUUAUGCUGUCCGCCUGAAGGGCGGUGCCAGUUGGUAUGAGGGGCGUGUGGAGGUGUACCACGAGGGCUCGGGCCACAGUUACUGGGGGACCGUGUGCAACGAUUUCUGGGGGACAAAGGAUGCCAAAGUCAUUUGUCGACAGUUGAAGUAUGGAGAUCCUGAUAAGGCCCGGGUGGAAGACGGUGACAACUAUAAGUCUGGGUCAGCCGGUAUGCCGGUUCUCUUGGAUAACGUGCACUGUGAUGGAACGGAGUCCGACCUUUCCAAAUGUAGAGCUAACGAUUGGCACGACGAAAACUGCUUCUUUAACACUGAGCUUGCGGCUGUUUUUUGUGAACCUGCAGGUAAGACAGGACGACCGACCACCGGUGCAAUCGUAGGUAUUGUGAUAGCCUGUCUAGUCGUCGCGUGCUUUGCACUUGUCCUCUGCUGCCUGUGCUACAGACAGUAUGAGACCAAGAAGAAGGGCAGCAGACGCCCGGCUCCUGGGCCCAGCCACACUGCCAACGUCGCCUACAUCAGCAACGGAGGGUUGAGCACCGGUGGCGUUGCAUUCAUCAACCCCGGACAACAGCAGCCUGUCCAGUAUAUCAUCCCUGGGGCUGCCCCGGCCUAUACCCCGUCGAUGCCUUUAGCUCCACCUCCUUAUUCCCCAGCGGAAGCAACAGGAGGCGAUGGUGGGUCGAUACACGACAGUGCCAAUCCUCCGCCAACCGACGACGACUGAACCACAAUCAUCAAAAUGCUGUUCACAUGCAGCCGCAUUUUCUUUAAAACGGUCUGUGGGAUGAAUUUUUCUAAACGUUAUUGUGUGACUUAAUUGCUCCUUUUCAGUGUCUUAUUUGUGUUUAUGCUGUGAUGUCAGUCACGGACAUCGUUCUCUUUUCAGCUCAAACUGUAGGACUACGCCCAAAAUUUGAUCAUUGAAAAUAUACCUGAGAAAAAGUUGGCCAACUCCAUGUGCUUACACAACAAUGGACCACCAAACCAUUGAAUCUUGUGCACAAAUCAAUACGACUUUUGGUCCUGGAUAUGGAAAUACUCAUUAGCAUAAAUAAAAAGUCCCUAAUUUCCUUUAAAAUAACCUUGUUACUGAAAACAAGGUUUAUUUUCGGGAAUGUUCAGUUGUUGUGAGCCCACUAUGCAGGGAUAAACUAGUUGUGAUGGCUAUGUGCGCUUUAUAAAUAUCCACUAUUAUUAUGAUCAUCCGUGUAAGCAAGUUUGUAAGAAUUGCCGUAAGCAAUGAACAUUUUUUUCCAUCCAUACUCCGUCAAUCUACAAUGUAUUUGUUCGUUUACGUUAUUACAUGUAUAAAGUUUACAGUAAAAUGAUCUUUAUUAUUGUAAGCAUUCAAAUGUCAAUUGUGCAAAGCUUUAAGGAACCGCAACGUGCAUCUCACCUUUUCUCUGAUCCAUACUACAUCAAUGUAUUUUUGUUAACCUAAAUAUAAAAUGUUAAGUAAAGUAGGUCUUUUUGUUUUAAAGUUCGACCAGUUGUGGAAAUAUUUUUAGCAAUAGCAAUAUGUGAUUUAAAAUAGCCGUUUUACUGAUCCAUACUUUACCAGUUUAUGUCUUUACACAGAUGUAAUAUUUGUUUAUAAAGACUGCUUAACAACGAACCGAAUUCUAAAAAUGCACGCGUUAUAUUUAAAAACAUGGCUUUUAAACACAAUACGUUAAUUUUGAUUUUUGUUUACACUCUAAUAAAAUCGUUUAAGUCAACUCGUCUAGUAAUCUGACAGCAACCGUUUUGGACACGGGUAAAAAUGUAUGAAAGCUUUCACAUUCAUGUGCGGGUUACCUUCAUUAUUAUAACCAUACAACUGUACCUUUGUGAUUUGAGAGUGUGACUGCGAGCCAUAGUUUAUAUUUUCCAUUUAAAUGGCCAAUAUUUGUUGUAAUUGUUGUGUUGCCAAUUUGUCUUACUAAUAUGACUUCACCUGGCAGUUUUGUAACUUUCUGCCAUAAUGCCGGUGUUAGCCAAACGAAAUAAUCAUCUAGCAUUGUCUCAUUUUACACUCGCUUAUAUAAUUACAAGUCAUACCACGGAAAAUACAAACCCAUGAGUAUCUGUUAAUGACGCUGUUCAUUGCAAAGGUGCAUUUGUUCCUUUAAAACACGAAAACACGUCUUCUUUUACUCAAGGAUACAAAUGUAGCCGCUGGGAUCCAUGCAUGAAAAGACACUUUUCUUGCGGUAGCAGACCGGAUAAGCGACUGUUACGCUAAUAGUAAGCCUUCCCUAAUCCAAACUGGCUCUUCGAACAUAUCAUUUCGUCCCAUUGCCGGGCUUGGGCGUAGAAUUAGAUUUUGAAUUACUAACACUCAACACUAGCAUAUUAGAAAUGAUAAUUUGGAUUUUUUUCGUAAAAUAUGGAAUCAAAUAAACUUUGCUUGACAGGUCACUGGC
Messenger RNA from Acanthaster planci (crown-of-thorns starfish), 2979 nucleotides. Its product is annotated as neurotrypsin-like. Gene Ontology annotation, cellular component: membrane. The record is from RefSeq and is a predicted model, not a curated record. Lineage: Eukaryota; Metazoa; Echinodermata; Asteroidea; Valvatida; Acanthasteridae.